CUGUAGAGGGGAAACACAUCAAGCAGUGCUUUGAAGAACAGCGCCACAUGACGAAGUGUCAAAUUUACUUAAUAACAGAUUCCUUUCGGUGGAGUGGAGGUAAAUUUUUGAAAAGGAUCUCUUUGCUUCAAUGUGUCUGACAGAGGAGUCUGGUGUUUUCCAUUGUCAAACACGUACCAGAUGACCAUCCUUGUGUCCACGCUGAUUCAGAGCAAAGCUAAGUUGCAGGUAAAGUGUCUGUGUAUGAUAAUGUUCCUGAGCUUCCCUCUGACUAUGGCUGAGGUCCCUGGCCCAUGCAGACACUCCAUCACUAGGGAACACCUGCUGACAGUUAGGCAACUGAUGGAUAACCAGUUAAGAAGUGGGUGUUCAAUAAACUACACAUUCAUAGAACGGAGGAGUUUGAGCAAAUGUUGCUUUGUAAAAGCUGCAUUACCCUGGAUCCUGGAGCUCCUUACGACCCACUUCAAAUACAUUCGGGGUUCAGUUAAUGAUGGCUAUGUUCAGUCCCUGAGGGCGCUCAUCCUCAACAUCUAUUCUCAGAAAUGUGUGCCUUGGAUUAAUGAAGAGAUUGAGGAUAAACCAGAGAGUUUUGAAGUGCUCUACAGAGGGUCUCCUUCAGAUGCAUUACAGAAGGUCUCAGAAGUCUUAACGGUUUACUGGGAGCUGGUGACGACGAGCGAUGCACCGGUUGACUGGAGGUGCCAGCAUGAAUACACAGAAACCUUUGGCUCUACCACAGAGUUAUACACAGAGUUAUACACAGAGUCAAUCACACAACAUUUUACAGACAGUUAUGAUAGAGAUUCUGUGCAGGCCUCUCAGAGAGAACCAGUCAGUGACCUGUACAAGCUGGGUUUCAUCAUCGCAUCUAUCUGUGGAGGACUGCUGUUCAUUCUUACUCUCUACUGUCUCAUCGCACACAAGAAAACUCACAGCCCUUAUGGAUCAAGAUUACAAACAAACACAAGCACAGACCUGCCGGACAUAGAAAUUGAGGGACAGUAAUGCAGUCACUGCAGCAGCAGACAGAGCACUUGUGAACCUGAGUUUUUGUGUCAGUAUAUGUGUAAUGUAUCAUGCACACCUUUUGGAUAAAAAGCUUUGCUUUAUCUGAGACCAAAGAUGGAACUUAUUGUUAAUAAUGUGGUAUGUAUAUUAUGUUUAUGCAUAUUCUAUUGCAGAUAACUUUUUGAUUUCACUAAAAAAAAGUGUUUUUUACAGUAGUUAUGAAUGUUGAAAUUAUGUGUCUCUAUUUGCUACAAGUUAACAUCAUGUUUUUAAUGUUAUUUGCCAAACAUUUCCAAGAGUUAUUUAUUUUCGUCACUUUAUUCAAUCACUGUAUUGGUAAUAAAAGUUAACCAUCGAUAACCAGCUGAAAAUUUAUUUAGCUCUCCAGCUGUCCAGUUCAUAUCUGAACACAAUACAUUCACAUCUACAGAGCGGGUCAUGUUCUCAUUAAAGGAUUUAUAGCCACUU
Oreochromis niloticus (Nile tilapia) is the source of this 1479-nucleotide messenger RNA. It is a transcript of the gene csf1b, whose product is annotated as colony stimulating factor 1b (macrophage). The record is from RefSeq and is a predicted model, not a curated record. The transcript is spliced from 9 exons. The coding region runs from base 181 to 1008 and encodes 275 amino acids. Gene Ontology annotation, molecular function: growth factor activity; cytokine activity. Gene Ontology annotation, cellular component: membrane. NCBI's taxonomy places the organism in Eukaryota, Metazoa, Chordata, Actinopteri, Cichliformes, Cichlidae.